AUGGCUGACAGCGUGCCCGGCUCGCCGGUCGCCGACGGCGCCGAAUUCCAGGAGCAGCUCCUCCAGUCGCUGAACGCGAGCGAGUUCGCCCCCUCCAAGCAAUCCCUCGGCCCGCACGGACGCCAGAAGUACGUGUACAACAAGCAGGGCCUCCGCCUCGCGACGUACUGGUGGCCCGCGCAGAAGCCCAAGGGCACGGUCCUGAUCGUCCACGGCCACGGCAGCUACGUCGACUACGAGUACCUGAAGGACCAGGGCCUCGGGAAGCCCCCCGUGUACGAGGGCUCCUGGGUCGAGCGCCUGAACCAAGCGGGCUACUCCUGCGCCGCGUGCGACUUCCAAAGCCACGGCCGCUCCGAGGGAAGGGACGGGCUCCGGUGCUACAUCAAGAGCUUCAAGGACUACGUCAACGACCUGGAGGUCGUCAAGGACUGCUGCGCGUCGGAGCCUGGUUUUGACGCGCCCGGGCAGCCCAAGUUCCUCCUCGCGAUCUCCCUCGGCGGCUGCGUCGCCGUGCACUUCAUGCACGACAACCCGGGGGCCGUCAACGGCGCCGUGCUCCUCGCGCCGAUGCUGUCCCUCGAGAAGAUCGCCAAGUCCGGCCUGAACCCCUACCUCCGCCCCGUCGCGUCCACGAUCUCCGCCAUCGCGCCGUGGCUCGCCGUCGCCGCGACGAACAAGAACACCAUGUACCCGGAGCUCCAGGACCUGUGGGACGCGGACCCGAUCGUGUACCGCGGCAUGACGCGCGCGCGCAACGCGUCCGAGUACCUCUCCGCCAGCGAGUUUGCCGUCAGUGACAUCAUGGACAAGGUGUCCACGCCCUUCAUGACCGUGCACUCGGAGCGCGACACGAUGACGGACCCGGACAGCUCCAAGAUGCUCUACCACCGCGCGGCGACCAAGGACAAGACGCUGCGGCUGAUGAACAACAUGUGGCACGUGCUGACGAAGGAGGAGGGCAGCACGAUGCUGCUCGAGAGCGUCGUCAGGUGGUACGACGACCGCGUGCGCCCCGCCGGCAUGAUCGCUGCGGGCAAGGGCGGCGCUGCUGCCGGCAUGGAGGUCGAGGCCGUGGAGGGCGAGGCCAAGACGUACGACAUCGCCGUUGGCGCCGCGUGA
Messenger RNA from Pedinophyceae sp. YPF-701, 1122 nucleotides. The record is from the annotation of a GenBank genome assembly. Lineage: Eukaryota; Viridiplantae; Chlorophyta; Pedinophyceae.